AUGCCCGCACUCGUCCCCUCGCUGCUCCUCCCAAUCCCAGCCCUGAUCCUACCCGCGCCACCUCGCUGCCACCCCCGCCGCCGCCGCUGCCUCCUGCCCGCCGCGUCGUCCACCUCCUCGUCCCCGCACUCUUCCAGGCAGCCAUACUACCGCCGCCGCCGCCACGACGCCCCGAGCCAGACACCGACGCCUGCGCCACGCCCGUCCUCCCAGCCGCAGCCGCCGCCGCGCGACGCAAAUGCCGCCGCGCCCCGCGGUCGGGGCCAGGAGGAGCUGGAGGCGGCGAUCUACGACUUCAUGUGCCGCUCCGCCAAGCCGGGAGCCUUCCCCACCCGCGAGGAGCUCGUCGCGGCGGGCCGCUCCGACCUCGCGGCCGCCGUCGCGUCCAGCGGGGGCUGGCUCUCCCUCGGCUGGUCGUCCUCCACCGCCGCGGAGGGCCCCGCCACCACGGCCGCGCCGCGCUCAUCGGGCGGGGGCCACCGUUCGUAUUACCGUGGUGACCUAGUGCCGGGCUCGGUGGAGGACUCCGAGUGGGAGGAGGAGGAGGAGGAGGACGACGACGACGACGACGAAGGAGGCGUCAUCAUCUGGGCGGGAGAAGGAAACAGAGGAGACCAGGUCAAGUUCAAAGCAGGAAUCGAGGGGAUGCUCACCAGGCUGCAGAAGGAUAGGGAGCGAGCGCGGCCACCUCCACGGAGUAGUACCCACGACACACGGGGCCAAAGUGACGAUGAUGCUGGCAACAGUGGCGCCCCUAGUCAUACAGCGGCUGGUGGCAGGCAUAUUCCAGGGGUACCUGAGAAUGGAAGUGUCCAUGGAUCUCAUUCUCAAAAUGGAACAAUAGAGGGCAACAGCACCUUACAGAGUCCAAGCAAUGAUGCAUGGAAAACAUGGACCCUUGGCAAGGGUGGUUUAUCUCAUUUUGAAGCUGCUGAGGUCCUACCUACUGAAAGAAGAAAAUUAUCCCAACAUGAUGACAUUGCAUCUGUGCAAAAUGACGUUCAAAUGUCAUCGAAUGGUGUGGCUGUAAGUGAUUAUCCUAGUGAUGGUGUUGGCACUGAAAGAGAUGAGAUACAUUCACGUCUUCAAACUCUGGAAUUGGACCUUUCUGCUGCUCUCAAGACAUUAAGAUCAAGAUUUGAUAAAGUUUUAUCAGAUAUGUCAAAUAGUGAUGGAACAACUGUGCUGGAUGACAUCUCUGAUGAUUGGGAAUUUGAGGAGACAAAGGUAAUGCAGGCUCAGGAGGAGCUAAGAUCAAUCCGGGCUAAAAUAACUGUGUUAGAAGGGAAGAUGGCACUUGAGAUAUUUGAAAGGAACAAAAUAAUUGAAGAUAAACAAAGGAGGCUUGAUGAAGUUGAGAAGGCACUGAGUGAGCUCCGUACUGUUUGUAUUAUGUGGGCCAACCCUGCUUCAGAUGUUUUAGUGGUUGGGUCCUUUGAUGGCUGGACGAGUCAAAGAAAGAUGGAAAGAUCAGAAAACGGCAUGUUUUCCUUAAAUCUGAGACUGUACCCUGGUAGAUAUGAGAUUAAGUUUAUCGUUGAUGGUGUUUGGAAGAAUGAUCCGCUGCGACCCACUGUGCACAAUAAUGGGCAUGAAAACAACCUUCUGAUUGUCACUUGA
Messenger RNA from Miscanthus lutarioriparius, 1620 nucleotides. The record is from the annotation of a GenBank genome assembly. Lineage: Eukaryota; Viridiplantae; Streptophyta; Magnoliopsida; Poales; Poaceae.